Messenger RNA from Scatophagus argus, 15073 nucleotides. RefSeq names its product zinc finger homeobox 4 (gene zfhx4). Gene Ontology annotation, biological process: regulation of transcription by RNA polymerase II. Gene Ontology annotation, molecular function: DNA-binding transcription factor activity, RNA polymerase II-specific; zinc ion binding; RNA polymerase II cis-regulatory region sequence-specific DNA binding. The transcript has 12 exons. NCBI's taxonomy places the organism in Eukaryota, Metazoa, Chordata, Actinopteri, Scatophagidae. The record is from RefSeq and is a predicted model, not a curated record. Gene Ontology annotation, cellular component: nucleus. The coding region runs from base 786 to 12092 and encodes 3768 amino acids.
UUUUUUUUUCCUGGCCUGGCACCAGCCAUGGAAUAAUCUUUAAUUAUUUGCUUUAAAAAAAUAAAAUAAAAUAAGCCUUUUUUUCUGUGUAGUGCAGUAAAGAAGAAGAGCAGAGCAGACGCAGGAAUGUUCUUGUAUAUGAAAUUGUAGGUAUUAACAGGGCCGUUUUUGUCAGCGGUUUCACUGAUGUAUCAGCUCUCUGCCCCUAGACUAAAUAAAGAGGGGAGCUUUGCCGUUGUUUCAUCCCAGCUUAGAUGAGCAGAUAUAGGAGGACUUUGGUGGAAUUGUUGAAAAAGCAAAUUCUGGCUGAAGAAUGGACCUCUUCCUUAACACAAUACCUAAACAAGUGUCAAGAUUUGGUGAUGGAUGGUCCCAUGUUCUUUUUUUGGCUCGUCAGACACUCCUUAUAUCUUUCUACAAUAUUGUAAAAGUAACGGCAGAAAGCACAGAUUGAUUGCUUACCCUUUCAGGAUAUAUGUUAUGUAUAAUUUAAAAGAUAAGGUGCGUACAGCAUCUGUUUGAAUGUGGCUUUGCUUUUCAAGUCUGCGGGUGCAUGUCUGUUUGAGAGAGAGAGAGAAAAAAGAGGGAGAGGGAGAAAUAUUGCUGACUCUGGUCUUCAGCUGCCUUGUCAUUGACCUCCACGGUCCCAUGGUUGUCACAUUAAGGGCAAUGCAACACACACACAUACAGCCACAUACAGAGAAUUAACACAAGCAAGAGACCUUCAUUUCAUUCAACAGUCCCUGUUAGGCUGGAUGAGAUGAGAUCCCUAUGUAGUGGGCAUCAUGGCAACUUGUGACUCUCCCCCUAUGGUGCCAUCACGGCAGCAAGAACAUGGUGGCCAGAGGCUGGACACUGCUGCUGAGGACAACUCUGUCGUCGCCAUGGAGACCAGCGUCGCCAACAGCAACAAUGCCACCAACAACAACCAGUCGUUGCCUGCCACCAUUGGAGAGCCAGAGAAUGGCCUUGGAGAGCCCACUGUGAGCCCGCUGAGGUCUAAUGCUACCCCCACCACUGUCAGUGCAACCACCGACCCUGUAACUGAACAGAGUCGGAGAGAAAGCUUUACUACCGGUAACAAAGGGAGUGUUACCGGGACUUUACCAGGAGUAGGAGGAGGAGCAGCUUUGGGUUCGGACUGUUCUGCCCCUGCCACGUCUCCCGUGGCGCCGGCAAAGGAGAUCCCCUGCAACGAAUGUUCUAGUACCUUCUCCAGUUUACAAAAAUACAUGGAGCACCACUGCCCCAACGCCCGCCUGCCUACCACUGGAGGACACGAGGAGGGUGAGGACGUUGAAGGGAUGGUAGGGGAGGAGAGUGAAGAUGAAGGAGAGCAUGAAGUGGGUGCUGCAGAAGUGGGGGAAAUGAAUAGUGAAAUGGAGAUGGAUGACGAUAGUGACGUGGAGAACCUGUGCAGCGAGAUCAUCUACCAGCCCGAUGGCUCUGCCUUCAUUGUGGAGGACUCCAAAGAGCAGCGUGGCAACCAGGGGGGGCUCUCUGGAUCUCUCCAAUUCAGGGGCCUGCUGUCCCCCCAAACCUUCCCCAAUGCCCAGGUCAGCAGUGGUCAGAGUGGCCUGAGCCCAGGGGGGGAGCGGUUGGAGCAGCCCGCUGCACCCAUGUCCUUCUAUCCCCAGAUCAUCAACACCUUCCACAUCGCCUCAUCCCUGGGGAGUAAAUCCCUAGCGACCGACCACCCCUCCUUCCAAAAUACCUCAGCUGGAGGGCUGGCGGGCGCUGGUCCCGUGUUGCACAGUUUCCGUGUCUAUGACCUCCGCCACAAGAAUGACAAAGACUAUCUAACGGCGGAUGGUGCAGCCAAAAACUCCUGUGUGUCCAAAGAUGUCCCCAACAAUGUGGACUUGUCCAAGUUUGAGGGCUGUGUGGCCGAUGGGCGGCGGAAGCCUGUGCUGAUGUGUUUCCUGUGCAAGCUGUCUUUUGGCUACAGCCGCUCCUUCGUGACACAUGCUGUCCAUGACCACCGUAUGACCCUGAAUGAUCCGGAGCAGAAGCUGCUGAGCAACAAGCAAGUCUCCGCCAUCAUCCAGGGCAUCGGCAAGGACAAAGAACCUCUUAUAAGCUUUCUGGAACCAAAAAAAUCCCCCAACUCUGGGCUACCCCACUUUCCCACACCUGCCAACUUCCUAGGGCCAGACACGGGGCUGCGCGGUUUGUGGAAUGCUUUCCACAACAACGGGGAGAACGCAGAUUCCCUUCAGGCAGGUUUUGCCUUCUUGAAGGGCAGUGCCAGCAGCUCCUCCAAUGACCAAACCCCCAGAACCCAAACAAUGCCAAAGGCUGAGACCAACCCAAACCUCGGGGGAGGGGCUGGUGCGCACAGAACCCCAACUGGGAGUUCUGCUGCUGCUGCCACUGGUGGCAACAUGGAAGGUCGGAACUCUGCUAGUGACUGCAAGGGCCACAUUAGGGACACAUGCACUUUGCAACCCAAUGGGCCAGACUUGAGCCAGUACCCACCCAUCAAGCGGGAACCCAGUUCAAUGGGAGGAGAAAGUCCAGAGCAGGAUGAGGAUGCUUACUCCAAUGGUGGUGGAGUAGAAAUGGAGGCAGAUGAGGAGGAGGAACAGGUCAUGACUAUGGCGAUGACAGGCCAGCGGGCCGACAGCACCAGUAGCAAAGAUUUCCCUCUCUUAAACCAAAGUAUUUCCCCCCUUUCCAACAGUGUGCUUAAGUUUAACAGUGACAGCAAAGGCCCUACAUCCACCUCCUCUUCCUCCCUGCCUGUGUGUGAGAAGCUGGAGAUGGAGAAGAGCCGUCUGUCCACUGCCCUGGCAGCUGCCAGAGAGCGGGAGAGCAGCAGCGACUCGACCAGUGAAGCCCUGGCAGGACGGGAUGGGUCUUCACCAUCCUCCCACCCCCUUGACAUGAUAAUGGUGCGCAGAGAUGAUGAGAGUCCUGGACCACUGCAUCAACACACAGGAAAUCCCAGUACACCUGGAACUCCAGGGACACCUGGCACUCCUGGUCCUGGUGAAGGGUCGCCAGGUAGUGGUGUGGAGUGCCCAAAGUGUGACACAGUCUUGGGAUCGUCCCGGUCGCUGGGAGGGCAUAUGACGAUGAUGCACUCACGUAACUCCUGCAAAACGCUGAAGUGUCCCAAGUGUAACUGGCACUACAAGUACCAGCAAACACUGGACGCCCACAUGAAGGAGAAACAUCCAGAGUCUGGUGGAUCAUGUGUGUACUGCCGCACAGGACAGCCUCAUCCUCGUUUAGCCAGAGGAGAAAGCUAUACUUGUGGAUACAAGCCUUUCCGCUGUGAGGUAUGCAACUACUCAACCACCACCAAAGGCAACCUUAGCAUCCACAUGCAGUCGGACAAGCAUCUUAACAAUGUACAAACACUCCAGAACGGUGGCAGCGAGGCACAAUACAACCACAACCACGCAAACCCCGUGUCUAGUGCCAGCCUUGGUGGAGGUUGUGGUGCACCCUCACCAUCAAAGCCCAAACAGAAGCCCACUUGGCGCUGUGAGGUGUGUGACUAUGAGACCAAUGUGGCACGGAACUUGCGAAUCCAUAUGACCAGUGAGAAACACAUGCACAACAUGAUGCUGCUGCAGCAGAACAUGAAGCAGAUCCAACACAGCCUCCAUCUGGGCCUGGCCCCGGCCGAGGCAGAGCUUUACCAGUACUACCUGGCUCAAAACAUGGGCCUGGCGGGUGUAAAACUGGAGAGCCCAGCCGGCAGCAGUGGCCCAGACACCCAGAUGAUGCUUAACCCCUUCCAGCUAGAUCCUGCAACUGCAGCUGCUCUUGGAUCUGGUCUCGUUAAUAGUGACCUAUCAGCUGAGUUACGUCUUGCCAGUGGUCAACUGAUGGCAGACGACCUUUCCCUGGUGUCCUCCGGUGGAAUGGGGGGCAUGUCCUCAUCAGAUCCCUCCCUUUCUUCCUUGUCGCCACCUAUCAACGACCCCUUGCUGCGCCUCUACCAGUGCGCUGUUUGCAACUGCUACUCCACGGACAGCCUGGAGGCUCUCAACGCCCACGUCAAUGCUGAGCGCUCUUUGCCUGAAGAGGAGUGGCGGUGCGUGGUGGGCGACGUCUACCAGUGCAAGCUCUGUAGCUACAACACGCAGCUUAAGGCCAACUUUCAGCUGCACUGCAAGACAGACAAGCACAUGCAGAAGCACCAGCUGGUGGCCCACAUCAAGGAAGGAGGCAAGGCCAACCAGUGGAGAUUAAAGUGUGUGGCCAUUGGCAACCCGGUGCACCUCAAGUGCAACGCCUGUGACUACUACAGCAACAGCGUGGAUAAACUGAGGCUACACGCCACCAACCAGAGGCAUGAAGCUGUCAUCCGCCUCUACAAGCACUUGCAGAAGCAGGACAGCACGUACAGCCCAGAGUCGUGCAUCUACUACUGCACACUGUGUGACUACUCCACCAAGGCCCGCCUCAACCUAGUGCAGCACGCCCGCUCAGCUCGCCACCAGCAGAACGAAGGGCUGAGGAAACUCCAGCUGCACCAGCAAGGCCUGGGAGGGGACGAGGACGGACUGAGCCUCCACGAGCUGUUCCACGUCAAGGAGUGCCCUUCCAGCCAAGAAGAGACUGCUGAGGACGGUGAAAGACCUCCUCGCUCUUCCUCUGGGCCUGGACACAACCUCACUGACCGAGACUUGACUGACAGCAGGAGAACUGAUAGAGUGAACGCCAUAUCCAAAGAAGUUGCAGGACCGAAUGCUAUGGUUAAACAUUCCCUCCUGCCAGAUCGACAAAUUGAAAGUCCACCCAAAAGGCCAAAGUCUACUGAGGGGAAGACCUCUGCCAGUGAGCAGGUUCAACAGUGUCCUUAUUGCAACUACAGCAGUAAAGAUGCCAACCGCAUGCAACUCCAUGUGAUGUCCCAGCAUUCCAUGCAGCCAGUGAUCCGCUGCCCACUGUGUCAGGAUGUCCUGAGCAACAAGAUUCACCUGCAGCUGCAUCUCACCCACCUUCACAGUGUGGCUCCUGACUGUGUGGAAAAGCUGAUUUUGACUGUUGUUGGACCUGAUGCAGCAGCACCAAAUAAUAUAAUGCAUCACCAAACUGGACAAGACAAAGGUCUGUCUUUAACGGAUUCCUCUACCUCUCUUACUGAUGGGUCAGGAAAGUCUCAAGGAAACAUCUCAAAGGAUGAGCUGACCACUCAAGACAAGAAUGAAAUGGACCUACAGGGUGAGGAACUGAAGCCCCCAAAGGAGGCCUCUGAGGCCCCAGGCUGGAAGAGAGCUAGUGGGAUGGGACAUGAUAGCAAGUCCCCUGAUACCCUGCAGGACCAUCUCACUGAGCUCCAAAGGCUCCAGCAGCAACAACAGCAGCUCUCAGUAUCUGAUCGUCAUGUCUACAAAUAUCGUUGCAAUCACUGCAGCCUGGCCUUCAAGACAAUGCAGAAGCUUCAGAUACAUUCCCAGUACCAUGCCAUUCGGGCAGCCACAAUGUGCAGCCUUUGCCAGCGCAGCUUCAGGACAUUCCUGGCCCUCAGGAAGCAUCUGGAAAAUGGACACCCUGAACUUAGUGAAGCUGAAGUGCAGCAACUCAUAGGAAAUCUCCCGCUCAAUGGAGAUAUCACUGAGAGUGAGGCUAGGGCCUUGGAGGAAGCUCAGGCCUUUGAACAUGAAUUGGACAAAGAUGAUGAAAUGGACCAGGAAGAGAAGCCCAGUCCCACAGGAAGCGAUAGCAGCUCUCUGCUCGAUGACAUGGGAGCAGAACCAAAACGGACCCUACCGUUUAGAAAAGGGCCUAACUUUACAAUGGAGAAAUUUUUGGACCCUUCUCGGCCUUACAAGUGCACAGUAUGUAAGGAGUCUUUCACACAGAAGAACAUCCUGCUUGUUCACUAUAAUUCAGUUUCCCACCUGCAUAAGCUGAAGAAGGUACUUCAAGAGGCAUCAAGCCCAGUUCCACAAGAGACCAGCAACAGUAUUGACAACAAACCAUUCAAAUGCAAUAUUUGCAAUGUUGCCUACAGCCAAAGCUCAACUCUUGAAAUUCACAUGAGGUCAGUACUCCAUCAGACCAAAGCCAGAACAGCCAAAACUGAAAUGAGCAGCAGUAGCUCUGGCACCAGUGGUCCAGUGCCUGCAAAAAGCCCAGCCCCAAGCACACAAGGGAACAACAGCAACUCAGACACUGCGAGAAGUGGAACACCCUCUGCUAACAAAGAAAGCACUGUGGAAUCCAAAGAAGCUAACAGCAGCAACAACACAAAGCAAACAACUACUGACCAUGUUUCAGCACAGGCAAGCAGCCACCAGUCAGCACAGUCCUCAGCCCAACUGCAGCUGCAGCUUCAACAUGAACUCCAGCAACAGGCUGCUUUCUUCCAGCCUCAGUUUCUUAAUCCAGCUUUCUUUCCCCAUUUCCCAAUGACACCAGAAGCACUGCUGCAGUUUCAGCAGCCACAGUUCCUCUUCCCCUUCUACAUCCCAGGAGCAGAGUUUAACCUUAGCCCAGAACUUGCGCUGCACUCAGCAGCAGCUUUUGGAAUGCCUGGCCUUACUGGAUCAUUCCUAGAGGACCUGAAGCAGCAGAUGCAACAGCAGCAUCAGCUGCAGCAGGCACAGGCUCAGCAGCAGGCUCAACAGCAACAGCAGCAAGCCUCUCAGACACAGUCUCAAAUUCAGCAGCAGAAAAAUCAGACACUGCAGAACCACAAAACAAAAAUGGAGUGCAGUACUGUAUCAGCUUCAGAAAUUCAGACAUCACGAGAGGCAGAUGACCACUUAGAAAAACAAGAAAACAGAGCAAAGAUGGAAAAUGCAGGUGAUGCAUUAAGUGAUGGAGGAAAAGACAACAAAGAUGGUAAAAAGUCAAAGUUCCCAGAACCAUUGAUUCCUCCUCCACGUAUUGUUUCAGGAGCAAGGGGCAAUGCAGCCAAAGCCCUGCUAGAAAACUUUGGAUUUGAACUGGUCAUCCAGUACAAUGAAAACAGACAAAAAAACCAAAAGAAAAAUAAAGAUGGAGUUGACCAAAUGGAAAUGAACACCGAUAAGCUUGAGUGUGGCAUGUGUGGGAAACUCUUCUCCAAUAUGCUUAUUCUCAAAAGCCACCAGGAACAUGUGCACAGUCACUUUUUCCCAUAUGUGGAGCUGGAAAAGUUUGCCCAGCAAUACAGAGAGGCCUAUGACAAACUCUAUCCAAUAAACCCUGCUUCACCUGAGACUCCACCACCGCCUCCUCCUCCUCCGCCUCCGCCACCUUCUGCCCCAGCCCCAGUUACAGCUCCUCAACCCCCUCCACCAUCAAUGACCAAGCCCCAAACCCCAGUACCUUCCCCAGUUCCUGUCUCCCAUCAGACCCCACACCAACCCACUCACCAGGCACCACCACCCCAGCCACCACCCCCUCCUCCACCACCUACUGCUCCUCCUGCACCUCCCCAAGUGCAGCUCCCUGUUCCCUUGGAUUUGCCCCUUUUUCCACCUCUAAUGAUGCAGUCUGUCCAGCACCCAGGCCUGCCUCCACAGCUGGCCCUCCAGCUGCCCACUAUGGAUUCUCUUUCUACAGACCUUACACAGCUCUGCCAGCAACAAUUGGGUAUUGAUCCAAACUUCCUCCGCCAGUCUCAGUUUAAGCGACCACGCACCCGUAUUACAGAUGACCAGCUUAAGAUCCUUCGAGCCAACUUUGAUAUCAACAAUUCUCCCAAUGAAGAGCAAAUUCAGGAGAUGUCAGAGAAGUCUGGAUUGCCCCAAAAAGUCAUAAAGCACUGGUUCCGUAACACUCUCUUUAAAGAGAGGCAGAGGAGUAAAGACUCUCCCUAUAAUUUUAAUAUACCCCCCAUUACUACAUUGGAUGAUAUUCGAAUGGAACCCCAGCUCAGUGCACAUGAACAUUACAGAACAGAUUCAUCUAACCUCAACAAGAGGUCCUCCAGGACCAGAUUCACUGAUUACCAGUUAAGGAUACUUCAAGAUUUCUUUGACACUAAUGCAUAUCCGAAGGAUGAUGAAAUUGAGCAGCUUUCAACUGUGCUCAACUUACCGACUCGGGUCAUUGUGGUGUGGUUCCAGAAUGCCCGUCAGAAAGCUCGCAAGAGCUAUGAAAACCAGGCAGAUUCCAAGGACAAUGAGAAAAAAGAGCUAACCAAUGAGCGAUACAUCAGAACCAGUAACAUGCAGUACCAAUGUAAAAAGUGCAACAUUGUCUUCCCACGUAUCUUUGACCUUAUUACUCACCAGAAGAAGCUGUGUUAUAAGGAUGAAGAUGAGGAAGGUAAUGAUGAAAACAUCUGUGAUGAAGACGCAGAUUACUUUGAGCCAGGUCCAGCAAAGAUUUCCCAGGCACUUUUAGAGCAUCCCAAACUGUCCCAGGGAACUGCCACCAAUUCUGGCUCAAGCUCCCCUGUGAUGGCCUCUCCUCGUGCCAACAUGGGCAAAACUUCACCAAAGCCAGAUGUUGCUCCUGAGUCUGAACCUAAACAAACUGAGACUGCCUCUUCACCAGUCAUCAAGUCUCUACCAGAACCCAGACCAUCUAAGGCUUGCACACCCCAGCCACCUCCACAGAAAGCUCCCCAGCCACAAAUGUCAAGACCCCAUUCCCAGCCACAGGCAGCUGCAGUGCCCUCAAGUCCCCUAUCCUUGGCCCUUUCCUCACUCACUAACAGCCUUCCCCACCAGAUGCUUCAGUAUCAGUGUGACCAGUGUAAGAUUGCAUUCCCCACUGUGGAGCUAUGGCAGGAGCACCAGCACAUGCAUUUCUUGGCUGCCCAAAACCAAUUCCUUCACUCUCAGUUCCUUGAAAGACCUAUUGAUAUGCCAUAUAUGAUAUUUGACCCCAACAACCCUCUAAUGGCUAGCCAGCUGUUAUCUGGAGGCCUCUCCCAAAUCCCCUCUCAGGGUAGCUCUGGUUUGGCCUCUGCUGCAGGCUCUGGAGCAAUGAAGAGAAAACUGGAUGACAAGGAUGAAAAUGCUACCGAUAAAGAUGGUGGAAACAGUAGUGAAGAGCAACACAGAGAUAAACGUUUGAGAACCACCAUCACACCAGAACAACUGGAGAUUCUCUAUGACAAAUACCUACUUGACUCUAACCCAACAAGGAAGAUGUUGGACCACAUUGCACGAGAAGUUGGCUUGAAAAAGAGAGUUGUGCAAGUUUGGUUCCAAAAUACUCGUGCACGAGAGAGAAAGGGGCAGUUUAGGGCUAUAGGGCCCUCCCAGUCUCACAAGAAAUGCCCAUUUUGCAGAGCGCUUUUCAAGGCUAAAUCUGCUCUAGAUAGCCACAUACGAUCUAGGCACUGGCAUGAGGCUAAACAGGCAGGCUUUAGCUUGCCACCAAGCCCAAUGAUGAAUCAAGACAAUGAAAGAGGUGAAAGCCCAAAUAAAUAUAAUUUUUUUGACUACCCACAGCUGCCUACCAAGACUGAGCCAAAUGAGUAUGAGUUGCCUGCUGCAUCCUCAACUCCAGUAAAACCAUCCGAGGCACAAGUAAAAAACUUCUUAAGCCCUUCAUCCUUAAAAGCUGAAAACUGUGAUGAAACUGAAGGGCCCAAUAUUAAUUCAGCAGAAGCUUCAUCUUAUGAUCUCAGUAAGAUGGACUUCGAUGAGACCUCAUCAAUUAACACAGCCAUUAGCGAUGCUACGACUGGAGAUGAGGGCAAUAACAAUGAGGUUGAGAGCUUCACAGCCAAUGGAGGGGACAAACUUAGUGACAAUAGGAGUGGCCUGGCAUCAAAUUCUGAUGGUGGCAAUGAAAGGUUCCAGUUCAGCAUGGUGAGCCCCGCCCUCAGCAUCUCUGGAAAAGACAGUGAUUCUUACUUUAAUUCCCGAGAUGAUGAAAUGGAUGAAAACAAUGACAGGAGUGAAUCAUCAAGCAUAGCUGAUCCCAGUUCCCCCAGUCCCUUUGGGGCCAGUAACCCCUUCAGCAAAUCCGGAAAAGGUAGUAAUGCUGGGGAUAGACCAGGUCACAAACGAUUCAGGACCCAGAUGAGUAAUCUGCAACUUAAAGUCCUCAAAGCCUGUUUUAGUGACUACCGCACUCCUACAAUGCAAGAGUGUGAGAUGCUGGGCAAUGAGAUUGGACUCCCCAAGCGUGUUGUCCAGGUAUGGUUUCAGAAUGCCCGUGCUAAAGAAAAGAAAUUCAAGAUUAACAUUGGAAAGCCAUUCAUGAUAAGUCAAGGUUCACCAGAGGGGCCCAGGCCUGAGUGUACUUUGUGUGGUGUAAAGUACACUGCCCGGAUGUCCGUCCGAGACCACAUCUUCUCCAAACAGCACAUCACCAAAGUGCAAGAAACCCUGGGAAACCAGGUAGAUAGAGAAAAGGACUACCUAGCACCAACCACUGUCCGUCAGCUGAUGGCACAGCAGGAGCUGGACCGCAUGAAAAAAGCUGGUGAGGGACUCGCUCUGCCUGGCCAGCAGCAACAGACUGCAGUGGACAACAGUAAUGCACUUCAUGGCCUCAGCCUACCUUCAGGCUACCCAGGUUUAUCUGGCCUUCCACCAGUGCUACUUCCUGGGGUCAAUGGGCCAUCAUCACUUCCUGUUUUCCCACCCAACACACCUGCUUUAGCGUCUCCCGGUGCUGGCAUGCUUGGGUUCCCUACACCAGCCACCCCCUCUCCUGCCAUGUCUCUCAGCACUACCCCAACCAAGACUCUUCUGCAGACUCCUCCUCCUCCUCCUCCACCACCUCCUCCUCCUCCUGUUCCCUCCACACCUUUGGCAGCAGUAAAUCAUACAGAGCAGCAAGGUAAAGAGAGAGAGAGAGACAGCAGCAAGAAACCAGGAGAAAAGCCACCUCAAUUAAAGGUGAAGGACCGAGAGAACGAGAGCGGCUCACGCCCUGAGACCCCCAGCAUGGCCAAGAAAAGGGAGAAACCAUGUCCAACCCCAGGGAAACCAGGAAGUGAGACUCCACUCGAUGCCACACAGCUUCAGGCGCUUCAGAACGCUCUUGCCACAGGUGAUCCCAGCUCUUUCUUGGGAGGGCAGUUCUUGCCCUACUUUCUACCUGGAUUUCCCAACUGCUUCUCUCCCCAACUUCCCAGAGGGGUCCAAACAGGUGGCUACUUCCCACCACUGUGUGGAAUGGAGAGCCUGUUUCCGUAUGGCCCAGCAGCAGUCCCACAAGCUGCCAUGGCCGCUGGUCUCUCCCCAACUGCUUUCCUGCAGCAGUACCAGCAGUCCCUCCAGGAUUCACUGCAGAAGCAACAGCAGCAGCAGCAGAAACAACAGCAGCAGCAGCAGAAACAACAGCAGCAGCAGCAGAAACAGCAGCAGCAGCAACAGAAGCCAACCCCUGUGAAGACACCCCAGAGCAUACAGAGCACCACCGCCAACUCCUUCAAACCAAAAGAAGCUAUAGAUGCUAAGGAUGACACCAACAAAGGCUCUUCAACAGAAAGCACAAAAGAAGAACCGAAAACAGAUACCAAAAGUACCAUGGAUUUUCCUGACGCUUUUAUUGUACCGUCCGUCAAGCAUGAGUUUAUAUGCAGGAAGUGCCAGAUGAUUUUUGCUGACGAAGAUUCAGUGGUGCGUCAUCAGAAGUCCUUCUGUUACUUCGGACAUCCUUUUACUGACCCGCAAGAGACAGUGCUUCGAAAGGCAGUGAGCAACUACACUUGUGUUGCCUGCAAUGUGGUUGUUAAUGGGAAUGAAGCACUUGGCCAACACCUUCAGUCGAGCUUGCACAAAGAGAAAACAAUCAAACAAGCAAUGAGAAAUGCCAAAGAGCAUACUAGAUUAUUACCUCACUCUGUCUGCUCCCCUACUCCUAACACCACAUCUACCUCGCAGUCUGCAGCUUCUUCUAAUAACACCUUUCCUCAUCUCUCUCACUUGUCCAUGAAGUCCUGGCCAAAUGUCCUGUUCCAGGCCACCACAGCCCGGAAAGCUGCUUCCUCCUCCCCGUCUGCCUCUCCUCCCCCCCCCCUCUCCUCACCUUCAACGGUUACCUCAACUUCCUGCAGCACCUCAGGGGUUCCAACUUCACUACCCACCGAGAGUUGUUCAGAUGAGUCUGACAAUGAGCUAAGCCAGAAGCUGGAUGACUUAGAUAACGCGUUGGAAGUCAAGGCUAAGCCGGCCUCUGGCCUAGACGCGAGCUUCAGUAGUAUCAGAAUGGAUAUGUUCAGUGUGUAGGAGUGACAAAAGGAUCCCUUGCUUAAAGAAAAAAAUAAGACUUUUUAAACUGCAGUUCCAAAGUUUCUCUUAACCCAAAAAAUUACAGUACCAAAUGAUUGACUCAGGAUUGUUUUUCCCAUAUUGAUAUGCUGGCAAGAUAUUGAUUGAUUUUUGUUAUGGACAGAACUGUUGCAGAUGCUUGACUGAGCUUAUAUUGUAUACAAAAACAUGGAGUAGGAAAAAAUCUCACAGGCUCCCUUGGGGGGGCUUGUUUCAAGCCAAAAACUCUCACGAUAGCAAAUUGCACCUCAGCUGGAUUGUUUUCCAAAUGCUAGCAUGUACUGUAUGGGAUGACGAUCCAGAACCCUCAAAGAGAAUCUCUCUUAGUUUAGAUAGGUGUAAUUCAGUAGCUUUAAAUUCUCAGGUCAGAACAUAACAUUUCUCAUUUGUUAAAGCAGCAAUGAGCCUGGGUACACUUGGCUUAUAACCAAAACAUGUCAAGCUUUAUCGGACGCAUUUCCUUGAUGUGUAUAGAGUACCAAGAGACAAUAUUACUGUUACAGUGGACGAUGUGCAUAUCCUUUUAGUUUUGCCCUACAAAGACAGUAUGGUUUUGCCACUGAGGGAAUUUAGAAUGGUGAAGUAAAUGUGUAUGAUGCCCCUGUGUUUGCCAGUUUGUAUUACAACAAGCUGUAUCUAUUCCCCACCCCAUUUUUUUCUUGUAGUAUAUACUAAUCUGUGCCAACUCUUACCCUCUCACUUUUACCUCUGCUCACACCCUUUUCUGAAGAGGUAAUAACUCUAGUUUUGAUAGACUCUCUCGGAUUAUGUGAAUAUAACAUUUUUCAUUUGUGAAUUGCUGUACUGUUACGGUACCUGCUUGUGUCUGGACUAUAGUGCACUUAUUUUUGUUUUUAUUUGUCUUUUUAUUAUUGAUUAGGCCAUUUGUUAAUUUAAUAGAUUUUUUUCUGUUUGUUUGUAUGUAUGUAUGUAUGUUUGUGUUUUAAUUAUUAUUUGUGUCUAUUGCAGCAGCAUAUUGGUCCAUAUUUGUUACAGGAUUGAUGCCUAACAAUCUAGAGACCUAUUUAACAAUUGGUGCAUCCAUGAAAGCAGUACUGUAUACUUGAAACUGUUAAGGUACAAGUUGGUCACAAUGUUAAAAAAGGUAUGAUCAUUUGCUAUACCUUUGCAAAUAUGCUGCUUUAAAAGGGGGACAACAGCAUUUUUGUUGUAUAAUUAAACAUUUUCAUGUACUUGUAGGACUUAAAACAGUGUUACACCUAUACGCAGCCAUUUAGUGCAUAGGUUGACGUCCUCCCAUCAAUUCUCUGGGCACUUCUGAUGAUCUACAGUUAAAGUCAACAUUUUCAAUUUUUCCACAUGUAGUGAUUUCAACAUUGCAAAGUAUUACCUUACAAAGUUUUGCUGCUACUGUGUAAUGUUAUUUUGCUUGCCAUAAGUUCUCUCAACUUUCUACCAGGCAUAAUACUGAUCCAUUAAUUGCUUUGCUUUGCUAUUUUUAUUUUAUAUUAUUUUGUUAUUUUGCUGUGGAACUAAGAAUGUGAAAGCUGUCAAAGGGUGUUCAAUUUUUUACGAAUCACUUUCUAGUUUGGUAAUUGAAACCAAUGUGAUUCAUUCCAAAGUAACAGAAGGCUAUUUGUAUGAAAGAAAAAGGCUUGUGAACAAAGAAAGCUAAGCUGUUGUACAUAUUCGUAGUUGGCUGUGCAUGGUACAAAUUUAUUAAUAUGAAGAAAUGCAAAAAUGUAUUGCUUUUGGUAUUUCCUAUUCUGAGAUGAGCAAGUAGCAUGUAAUGCAACUGUUUGACAGGUUAAAUCAAAUCAUGCUUAGUUAUUGUUUCAAACAAUGAAAUCAAGUAACAUUUCCUCUUCUGUUUUAUUAUUGUAAAGGUGUUUUUUUUUUUUUCAAAGUUUAAAAGCAAAAUGUCAGUUUUUAAUUUUCUGCGUGAGCUUUUUAAAUGUCAUUAUUUGGAUUUUUAGUAUUUUAACAUUUACUUUAAUCCUGAAGACACUUUUCGAUUGUGUUUCAUAAGAGACAUCCUGGCCUCCCAAGGUGCAAUUCUGCCAUUGUACAAACAUGAGCGACUGUCCUGAUUCCAAAGGCUUUCACAACUUGGGCUUUUUGCCUUUCCCCACUCUGUGGCUCAGCAUUAUAGGACUGAACUGUCAGCUAGCAUCAUGUGCUAAGAUGUUAGCAUCAGACAGGACGCUUUCCACACCAAGGACUGGUAAAAGCUAACAAACCAACAAAAAGGAUGGUCCAACAAUAUAACUGUACAUAGAUAUUGCAACUGCACAGCAGCCAAAAAGAAAAAAAAAAAGAACUUUUUAAAAAAAAAAAUGGAUGGAUUGUGUCAUGUUUAUGGGGACAGCCUUCAAAAGGUUGGAAUUGGAAUUGUUCUUCUGGAUGUCAAAGGGAUUUUCAUGGCGCAAUCAUAUCCUACACAAUAUGUACUCUUCAACAUCUGGGUUACAUAGGAAAUGCACCCUGAGGUUUUAAUAAGAAGAAGCCCCUAUGGCUAAAACUUUAAAUAAACUAAACCAAAAAUGUUAUUGAUGUUUUAUAUAUAGAGAGUAGUCGCAUUAGUUUUUGUUACUGUACUGUUUGAGGUCUCAACUGUACCGUAUCACGGUAAUAACAUGGUUUUGAAACCUUUUUUUUAUUUUGUCACAGACCUGUUGUCAUAGUUGAAAUGACGUUUAUUGUAGAUGGUAUUUGAACAACUUCUGGAAAUAGUUCAUCAAGUAUGUUUGUUGCUCAUUGUUGUGAUACAUUAAAAACUGUAUCUGCAAACCAGUUUGGUCUCAUCAAAUAUUCUUUAUUUCAUGUUCACUCUUUCAUGUUGUGGUUGGCUGGUUAUGUCGUAAUGAAGCAUCACUGGCUUGUCUUUCACACAUCUAAUUCUUAACUUAAAGUUUGCACAAAGCAGAAUCUCAUGUUGUUAUCCAGGAUUUUCAAUGCAGUGCUUAAAAUUUCUAUAU